Messenger RNA from Octopus sinensis (East Asian common octopus), 2852 nucleotides. Its product is annotated as zinc finger protein 420-like. Gene Ontology annotation, molecular function: protein binding; histone methyltransferase activity. The coding region runs from base 27 to 2852 and encodes 941 amino acids. The record is from RefSeq and is a predicted model, not a curated record. Lineage: Eukaryota; Metazoa; Mollusca; Cephalopoda; Octopoda; Octopodidae. The transcript is spliced from 8 exons.
UUUUCACUAAAGCGCAACUGGAGAAUAUGUCUGAUUAUGAGAAAAGACACCUUCAAAAUUUGCGUCGGAAUUAUGAAGCUAUGUUAAUGCUUGGUUUACGUCCCAUUAAACCAAAUUUUAUGGAGUCAAAAAGACAUCAAUUAAAAAAGAAUCAAGAAACUGUAAACCAUGAUGACGAUGACGAUGAUGUUGAAUGGCUCCCAAGUUACAAAAAGAAAAGACAGCGACCAGUUUUCAGAUUACCAAUUGCGCGUUCAGUACCCAAUAGACCAAAACAAAUAGUAAAAACUAUUAAACCAGAAAAAACUAAAGUAAGUAACAUCAUGUUUCCUAUGAAAUUAAGGAAAAGACCUGAAAAUUCCACUUCUUUAGAAGUACCAUCUGACGAUAGCUUUAUUUAUUGUGAAGACUGCAAUGAAGAGUAUACUGGCGACUGUCCUAAUCAUGGCCCACUCCUUGUGGUUUCAGAUAAUAAGGUUGCUAAAGGAUCUCCGAAUCGAGCCAAAUUAACUGCUCCACCUUGUGUGUCUAUCACAAAAUCAAAAAUCCCAGGAGCUGGUCUUGGAGCUAUUGCACUUGUUACAAUUCAUGCUAGAAGCAGGUUCGGCCCUUAUGAAGGAAAAGUUAUCGAUGAUCAGGAUGAAGCUCAUAUUUCUGGUUACAGUUGGCAGAUUAAUACUUAUGGAAAAUCUACCUAUUUUGUUGAUGCAAUGAAUGUGACAAUUUCUAAUUGGAUGCGAUAUGUAAACUGUGCAAGGACCGAAGAGGAACAGAAUUUAAAUGCUUUUCAGUACAAUGGUAAUAUUUACUAUAGAACAUUAAGAAACAUUGUUCCUGGUGAAGAAUUACUUGUUUGGUAUGGAGAAGAAUAUGCCAAAGAUCUUGGUAUCUCACACUGUGAACAACUGAAAGCAAAGACUGUGUCCACUGUUGGAGCACAGUUAUCAGAAACAAUCAGUUCUGCAGAUAAAUGUCAUUCUUCAAAUUCACGGAUUGAUACAUUUCCUGACAGUACCAAAAUGCUUGAAGGCUUGGAACAACAUAGAAUUAAUUUGUCACCAGAAAAUAAUAAAAUACAAACACAGUCUAUUAAGAGUGACACAAACUGUAUAAGGGAUCAUUUAUUGAAUUGUAGUAAUGUGAAUUCCAAAGAGAAACCAUUUCGAUGUGAGGACUUUGGAAAGACAUUCUCUGACUCUACUAUAUUCAAAGAACACAAGGAAAUGAAUUCUGGAGAGAAAGCAUUGCAGAGUAAGGGUUUCGGAAAGAAAUUUUCUGACUCUAGUAUAUUCAAAGAACACAAGGAAAUGAAUUCUGGAGAGAAAGCAUUCCAGAGUAAGGAUUUCGGGAAGAAAUCUUCUGACUGUAGUAUAUUCAAAGAACACAAGGAAAUGCAACCUGGAGAAAAAGCAUUCCAGAGUAAGGAUUUCGGGAAGAAAUUCACUGAAUCUAGUGACUUAGGUAAACAAGUGAGAACAAACAACGGAGGGAAACGAUUUCACUGUAAAAACUGUGGGAAAUCGUUUUAUCAGUCUGCUAACUUAACAAUGCAUGAAAGAACACACACUGGAGAGAAACCAUUUCACUGUAAAAUAUGUGCGAAAUCGUUUGCUGUUUCUUGUAACUUAACAAACCAUGAAAGAACACACACAGGAGAGAAACCAUUUCGUUGUAAAAACUGUGGGAAGGCGUUCUCUCGUUCUAGUGUCUUAACAAACCAUGAAAGAACACAUACAGGAGAGAAACCAUUUCAUUGUAAAAACUGUGGGAAGGCGUUCUCUCGUUCUAGUGUCUUAACAAACCAUGAAAGAACACAUACAGGAGAGAAACCAUUUCAUUGUAAAAACUGUGGGAAGGCGUUCUCUCGUUCUAGUGUCUUAACAAACCAUGAAAGAACACAUACAGGAGAGAAACCAUUUCAUUGUAAAACAUGUGGGAAGGCGUUUUAUCAGUCUGCUAACUUAACAAUGCAUGAAAGAACACACACUGGAGAGAAACCAUUUCACUGUAAAACAUGUGGGAAGGCGUUUUAUCAGUCUGCUAACUUAACAAUGCAUGAAAGAACACACACUGGAGAGAAACCAUUUCACUGUAAAACAUGUGGGAAGGUGUUUGCUCAAUCUCGUGAUUUAAAAAGACACGAACGCAUUCAUACAGGAGAGAAACCAUUUCACUGUAAAACAUGUGGGAAAUCGUUUUCUUGGACUUCUAUCUUAAAAACACACGAACGCGUUCAUACUGGAGAGAAACCAUUUCACUGUAAAACAUGUGGGAAAUCGUUUUCUCGGACUUCUAUCUUAAAAACACACGAACGCGUUCAUACUGGAGAGAAACCAUUUCAUUGUAAAAUAUGUGGGAAGGCGUUUGCUGACUCUGCUAACUUAAAAACACACGAACGCAUUCAUACAGGAGAGAAACCAUUUCACUGUAAAACAUGUGGGAAGGCAUUUGCUGACUCUGCUAACUUAAAAACACACGAACGCAUUCAUACAGGAGAGAAACCAUUUCACUGUAAAACAUGUGGGAAAUCGUUUUCUCGGACUUCUAUCUUAAAAACACACGAACGCGUUCAUACUGGAGAGAAACCAUUUCACUGUAAAACAUGUGGGAAAUCGUUUUCUCGGACUUCUAUCUUAAAAACACACGAACGCGUUCAUACAGGAGAGAAACCAUUUCACUGUAAAACAUGUGGGAAAUCGUUUUCUCGGACUUCUAUCUUAAAAACACACGAACGCGUUCAUACUGGAGAGAAACCAUUUCAUUGUAAAAUAUGUGGGAAGGCGUUUGCUGACUCUGCUAACUUAAAAACACACGAAAGAAGACACAUAGAGGAUGAGAAACGAUUGCAAUGA